UCACAUGAAAAGCUGUAGUUGGUUUUCGCGACCUCUACUAAACAAAAUCGUGUGUACGACGUUGGAUAUGAAAAAACCGACCUGACGUUACGUGGCUAUCAAGCAAUGAUUUACUGAAUUUGUAUUGUUAAAUUUAUUCACCGUUUGUUUUAAAGGAAGCAGAAAUGCUUGCAGUGUUGUGUUACGUACUGGUUGUGUUGUCAACGUUGGUGGAUUCCGCCACCCUGAUAGUAGACACACCCCUGGGGAAGAUCCGAGGACUGGAGGUGACAGCCAACAACAGCAAGACCUACUGGUCCUUCCGUGGGAUUCCCUACGCCAAACCUCCGCUUGGAAAACUUCGCUUCGCUAAACCCGUGGCUUUGACUUAUCAAGAUAAAAUCAUUGACGGUACCGCCCCUGGGAAAUCCUGCAUCCAACCCCCGAUGAUACUGUCGAAAGACGUCACGUCAGAAGACUGUCUCAUCCUCAACGUAUACACCAAAUACGUGGACCUUAACAACCCCAAGAAGGUCCUCGUCUGGAUUCACGGUGGUGCCUUCCUGCUCGGCUCUUCUUCUAUCGACGCCGGCACUUUCGUCACAGAUCAUGACGUCAUUGUCGUGACGCUCAACUACCGGUUGGGGCUUCUGGGAUUUUUCAGCACUGAAGACGACGCAAGUCCUGGGAAUUACGGCCUGUGGGAUCAGGCUAUGGCUCUUAAGUGGGUCAAGUAUAACAUCGGAGCUUUCGGCGGUGACCCGGAUGAUAUCACGAUCUCAGGUGAAUCGGCUGGAGGUGAGUCUGUUUCCCUGCUGUCCCUCAGCCCAGUGACGAAAGGUUUGUUCACCAAAGCCUACUCCCAGAGUGGAGCUGCGACUACUUCGUUUGCGAAGUACGGCAACUCAAGAUCCGUGGCCCUGGAAAUCGCCAAAUCGUUUCAUUGCUCAGAUGGUCACGAGAUUAAAGGGAACACAACCUCCUCCAAGUUGAUAAUCGAUUGCCUCCGCACAAUACCGGCCGGUGCUUUUGUUCAAAUAAAUCUUUUUGAAGAAUUUCGACCGAAGAUGAAACCCCGUGCUGACGGUGAAUUCCUGCCGAGAACUCCACUCAGUCUCCUGAAAGAUACCUUUUACCUGGAGAAGAUUGGCUUCUACAACAGGACCUACGUCGUCGGUCUCAACAACAACGAAAAAACAACGGUACAACCUUUUCAUUAUGGAACACUGCAGGCAAUUUUCGAAAACGUCACGCUAAAUGACUCACAGAAAGAAAAACUUUGGCAAGACUAUCAAAAGAAAACAUACACAACCAUUAUCUCAGAUGGUUUGGAUCUCGAAACCCUCCCUAACCAUAUCUUUCAGACGGUAGUCGACUGGUAUGAAGACAGAAACACUAUUUACACGGCCAUACCUGAGAUAGUAACUGACCUACAGUUCUAUAUCCCGACCUUCCAGGUCUUGAACGCCAUCGCUAGGAGCAAGACAACGGACGCCUGGCUGCUGUACUUUAACUACUACCCUCACUACAUGAGAGGGGACUCCAGGGGGAUGGUACACGUCUUGGACCUCACCUACUGGUUCGACACCCCAGCAGACGAGCUCCAAAAAAUGCUCAGCUCCAAAACUCCUACCAACUUUGACGCCCGAGACAAAAGAGUAAAGGCGAGGUUAGCGGCCAUCAUUGCAAGCUUUGUAAAAUUUGGAAACCCAAGCCUGGCCUUACGUGACAUCAUCCCCACUGGAUGGCCGACCUAUGACCUUCUCGAUGCCCAGUAUCUGGACUUCAACGAGAACCCAACAGUACAGACACAUCUGAUGAGAGAACAACGGGAACUCUGGGAAAAAACGGUCGCCUCACUCGUAGCCAGAUCGCAACAUGGCACUCCUAAUCACAGUGAUCCUUGCAGUUAACUUAAACUUGGUCAUUUGACGCAAACGUUUUUAUCCUCUAAAUAACUGUAGCGCUUUCUUUGGGAUACACAUUAGAUGAAUUGCUCAUUCGAUUAAACUAGAGAAUAAAUGAAAGUCCUACUCGGCAAAGUUAAAAAUAUUUUUAUGAAUCAAAAUCAGUCAGUUUUCUUUUCUUAUAAAGAGUGUCUUGAGUAGACUACUAGACUUCAUUUUAUGUAAUCUUGUUUAAAACUGCUGAAGCUAUUACAAAUUUUGACAAUCAAAAUAAAUAUUUAAUAAAAAAACAAGCUACUGAAAAACUAUAUAUAUUAAAAAUCGUUAAGCUUCUGCUUAGACU
Molecule: messenger RNA, 2229 nt
Organism: Physella acuta
Lineage: Eukaryota; Metazoa; Mollusca; Gastropoda; Physidae
Product: pyrethroid hydrolase Ces2a-like
Source: RefSeq, a predicted model, not a curated record